CUGAGCCGUUAUAACAGAACACACUAUAAAUAAAUAAAAUAAUAGAAUUGUGGUGCUUUUUAUUUUGAACCAAGAAUUUUGUUCAUUAGAGAUAACUUAUUUCUUUCGAUUCUUUAAGAUUUGGAAUAAAACGUGCUUUAGCCACGGUGAAAUACUUGGACGUAUACUGGUGUAUGUUUGAAAGAUUUUCGAUAAAACCUGAAUGUGACAGAAAACUAUAUCACUGACAUUUUAUAAAUGCAAUCUUUGUGAAAAAACGCUAUAAAAUAAAUAGUCAAGAAGAUUUUAUUGUGAAGUGUGAUAUGUGAAUCGAAAUGCUGGACCCAUAAACAAUGAUAUCCAAUGGUGUUGAUCUUAAUUGUGCAAUAUUUACCAUACAUAAAUGCAUUCCAUAUAUAUUGUACUCAUGCAGCCUGAUAUAAAUGGCAUCUUUCUCUAACAAUCAACAAAGGCCUCAGCCAUCACAGAGGGCAGUGUAUUCCCCUAAUAGAACACAUACAGAUAUGUCUGAUCCAACUUCGAUUGGGUCUCGGUCAGCUCAAGCCAUGGCUGCAGCGGCAAUGUCCAUGCGGGGACAACCUCAAUCACACAUGAAUGAUUCGAAAGCAAAAACUGUGUUGAAGGAAGCAGUAGAUGCAGUUGUUAACAGUUUCGCAAAACAUACACAAGGAUAUGGCAGAGUGAAUGUUGUUGAGGCCCUACAGGAGUUCUGGCAGAUGAAGCAGGACCGCGGGGCCGACCUAAAGAAUGGGGCCCUGGUAGUUUACGAGUCCCAACCUGCAACCUCUCCACCAUAUGUGUGCUUUGUCUCUCUUCCUGGUGGAAGCUGCUUUGGCAGUUUUCAGCAUUGUCCAACAAAGGCUGAGGCAAGGCGAAGUGCGGCUAAAAUUGCUCUCAUGAACUCCGUUUUCAAUGAGCACCCAUCAAGGAAAAUCACAGAUGAGUUCAUAGAGAGAGCUGUAAGAGAUGCCUGUGCAUCUUUCAAGGGUAACUUGGAGGAGGCGGACAAUCCAAACACUGGGAUUGGAGCAUUCCGGUUCAUGCUGGACUCGAACAAAACUCGCACGAUGCUGGAGUUCCAGGAACUGAUGACUGUCUUUCAACUGCUACACUGGAAUGGCAGCCUGAAGGCGAUGAGGGAGCGGAACUGUUCUCGACAGGAAGUACUCUCACACUACACACACCGUGCACUCGACGAUGACAUGCGCUCACAGAUGGCUCUUGAUUGGAUCGCCCGGGAACAAGAGAGCACAUCCAUCAUCGAGAGGGAGCUUGAGAUUGCAGAGCGUGAGUUGGAGAGUGCGAGGCUGGCUGGUCGGGAGCUGAGGUUCUUCAAGGAAAAGCGUGACAUUUUAGUGUUGGCUCUCACGCAAAUUGGGCCAAAUGAUAGCAUGGCGUAAGCAGUAACAUGUGAAACAUACUGACUCGCAAAUGCGAAUGCCUUUGGUUGGGAUGGACUUAGAUGCUGAAGUUGUUGAUAACACUAUGCAGUUGGGACAUCAAUGAACUAAAUAAAAGAUAGAUCUGAUACAGUGAAAUAUUAUGUAUUUAUUUAGUAAAAUUGUAUUGCUUUGUACAUAAUACUUGUGAAUACAAUUUAAGCUGCUUUCCUGAUAUGAUUCAUUUUCUGAUACUUGGCAGGAAUGAAAUUGUUUGCCAUGAUAUUUGAAGAAUGAAAUAAGAUUAUAAGAUUUUUUAAAAAUCACCUGUCAGUUCGGAAUUUGAAAUAACUUAAAAAAUAUAAAGAAAUUGCAAAAUAGCUGGCUAAUAUUUAUAAAAUUUUGAGCAAGCUUUGAAAACAUAGUACCAUUCCAGGGCUUUCAGGCUUGUGCUUAUUUUGACUUUUGUACAAAUGGCUUCUUUCCCCUUGCUUUGUGUACUGGUAGCUAGAAUUCUAAAUAGACUGUGUUCACAAAGUUUACAGAGUAAAUUUGUUAAGCAAUUUGAUAUUUGAAGUUCUAAUGCCAGACAGUUGUGAGGCCUUCUUCUAUAUUGAGCAACAACUGUCUUUCACUAAAACUGCAGAUUAUAUGUUUUUAUGUGCAUUGUCCUAUGUUGGUGUAGAAGAAAUAUAUUGGUUGUUAAAAACAGAACUUUUGAAAAAUGUUUAUUUUUUCAUGUUCCUCUUUCGCUUAGUUUUAAAGGCUUAGUGUGUACAAAGAGACAGACUCAUUCUUGAUAUCAGAUUAGGCCCCUCUACUGGAAAUUGUGACUAAACUCAUUAAAAGUUUUAAAUAUUUAAAUUGCUAAGUACACAAAAAAAUAUUGUUCUUCUAUUGUACAGAGGAGCCAUUUAAAUAACUUCACCAAAUAAUUACAUGUAGCCUUUCUCAUGUACUGUAUAGUUUGUGUAUCUUUGUGAAGAUAUAAUUGUGUAAAGCAGAUUAUAGAUUUGUGAACAAUUUGUUAAUUUAUAAUCACUUUUUACCUUCUGCAUUUAUUACAUUUUUUAUGUAUGAUAAAUCACUAUUUACCGUCAACUAUUGAAAGCAUGGUGAAUGAAUUAUGUUAAAAUCAUCAUCAAAAUUGUAUAAUGUGACAAUGUCAGCGAAAAUAUCAGUAAUUGAGUACGCCUCUUGAAAAGACUCAACAUAACACUACUUGUUCAGAGAAAAAAGGAAGGGAAUUUACUUUAAGUAAAACUUGCCAUUUUUCAAUUUGAUAACAUUUUCAUAAUAUCAAUAGUAUAAUUUAUCCUUUAUACAUGUUAUAUUUCGUCUGAACUUUAUAUUGUAUAUAAGCGUAUACAAAUAUAUUCUUUCUGAAUAUUUUUGCAAAUAAUCAUAUUUUUGGUGUUGUGAUUUUGAUUGUGAAUACUGUGUACUGUACAUGAUUGUAUAUUUUGUAGAUGUACAUUGUGAUUUUAUCUGCAUUUAUUGCAUUUCUACAAACCAUUCAUAUUGUAGCUGUCAUUUCAUCUUCCUAUCCUCUCAUGCAUAAUAUAUAAAUAAGGAUUAUACUUGUAUUAAAAUGUUCAAGCUU
Molecule: messenger RNA, 2982 nt
Organism: Mya arenaria
Lineage: Eukaryota; Metazoa; Mollusca; Bivalvia; Myida; Myidae
Product: protein limb expression 1 homolog
Exons: 4
Coding region: 423-1400 (325 amino acids)
Biological process (GO): autophagosome maturation
Cellular component (GO): cytoplasm
Source: RefSeq, a predicted model, not a curated record